AUGUCUUUUAAAAAAAUUGACCGUCCUGCACCUAAACCCUCAGGAAUUGUAACGACUGAUAACAACGAACGCGUUAUACCAGCAACCUUACGAGCAGAUGGCACAGUUCGAAAGGAACGACGAGUACGGCCAGGGUUUGUUCCUCAAGAAGACGCUCAAAAAAAGAAUGAAAAACGAAGUCUUAAAAAAAAAGAGCGAGAUAAAGAGGGUGAAAAAGAGGGUGAUCUUAACAACGAAUUGUUAGGUCAAAUACAAAAUAAAAUGUUUGAACUGUCAAUUAAUAAAAGCAUUGAGUUUAUUGCAGAACCUGAAGAAAAGACUACUAUAACUAUAGAACAGUUGGAAAAUACUACAAAGAAAAUCAAAGCUCUUGAAAAGAAAAUUAGACAGAUUGAGAGACUUAAAGAGAAGAAAGCACGUGACGAAUCAUUACAUGAAGAAGAAGAGGAGAAAUUAAAUAAAUUAGAACAGAUCCAAGAAGAAUUAAGAAAAUUAAAGCAAGGAGAUGAUGAUGAAUAA
This is a messenger RNA of Funneliformis caledonium, 519 nucleotides long. The record is from the annotation of a GenBank genome assembly. NCBI's taxonomy places the organism in Eukaryota, Fungi, Glomeromycota, Glomeromycetes, Glomerales, Glomeraceae.